This is a messenger RNA of Phytophthora sojae, 153 nucleotides long. RefSeq lists its product as hypothetical. NCBI's taxonomy places the organism in Eukaryota, Oomycota, Peronosporomycetes, Peronosporales, Peronosporaceae. The annotation marks the transcript as partial. The record is from RefSeq and is a predicted model, not a curated record. The transcript has a single exon.
UUCCGUGACCACUUCCGAAUCAACCGCAAGGUGUACCACACAUUAUUUGACGCGUGUGCUCCUUUUAUAGCCAGAAAAAUCAAAUAUCGUCGAGAGGUGAUAGCUGUAAUGCAAGACUGGUUUGGCCAAGCUGCGACCUGCCGAGAUCUAGAG